Malania oleifera is the source of this 3742-nucleotide messenger RNA. Its product is annotated as pentatricopeptide repeat-containing protein At1g79490, mitochondrial. The coding region runs from base 168 to 2663 and encodes 831 amino acids. Gene Ontology annotation, molecular function: protein binding. The record is from RefSeq and is a predicted model, not a curated record. The transcript has 4 exons. NCBI's taxonomy places the organism in Eukaryota, Viridiplantae, Streptophyta, Magnoliopsida, Santalales, Ximeniaceae.
AAACUCUGUUGCGAAGUCUCGAAGGUCGAAGGUGCGUAGGGGGUGCACAAAGCCUAACUUCGAAAUGAAACGGGUGGGUUCUGCGAUCUGCAAUGAUUUUUUGGUGAGAACUAGAACCUGAAUUCCUAAUUAUUUUUACUGUCCAAACGGAAAUCCCUAGAGGUGAAAUGAUUCAUCGCAGAUUCUUCUACCCUAGAAGUCUCUAUCUUCUCAGCAAAAACCCUGCAUUUCGAUUCUUUGAUUCGGGACAGAACUUUGAUUAUUGCAUAAAUGCCGGAAAUGAUAUUUCCAAAAAGUUUAAACUUUUAGGUUCUGUGGAGGGUUUCAAUUCGUUGAUUCCAAAACGCAUAAACCCAAAUGCUCUCAGGAGUUUUUGUUCUGGGAAGGACAGCGCUGGGUCAAGUGAGUGGACUGAGGAGGUCGAGUACUUAGAUGAAUCGGGCAGUUUGAUUUUCACAGGUAAGGGUAUACGGUCAGUUGAGCCGGGGAUUGAUGACCAUGUUAUGGUAGGUGGUUUGAGGAAGCCAUUUUUGAAUGCCUCAGCAGUUGCAAAGAUUGUUGAGGUUGUGAAGAGGUGGAAAUGGGGGCCUGAAUUGGAGACACGAUUGGACAACCUCCAAUUCGUGCCAAACAUGACUCAUAUAGUUCAGGCCUUGAAGGUUGUUGGUGAUAGUCAUGAAUCGUUGAGUUUGUUUCAGUGGGCCAAAAGGCAGUCUUGGUAUUUGCCAGAUGAUGACUGUUAUGGCCUAUUGCUUGAUAGGCUAAAUCAGAGCAGGAACUACAAUGGGAUUCAGUCGUUGUUCGAUGGGAUGAUUUUAGAUUUGGCUAAUAAUGGUUCUUCUUUUAGUGCGCAUAACAAAGUUAUUCAAUAUUUGACAAGAGCUGAGAAAUUGGAAGUGUCAUUUUGUUGUUUCAAGAAGAUUCAAGACUCGGGUUGUAAAAUUGACACCCAGACAUAUAACUCACUAAUAACAAUGUUUUUGAGCAAGGGUUUGCCUCAUAAGGCGUUUGAGAUAUAUGAAAGCAUGGAAGAGGCUGGCUGUUCACUGGAUGGGUCGACCUAUGAGUUGAUGAUACCAAGCUUGGCGAGGUCGGGUCGUCUUGAUGCCGCAUUCAAGCUCUUUCAAGAAAUGAAAGAAAAGAAUUUUCGGCCUAACUUUACAAUCUUUGCAUCACUUGUUGACUCAAUGGGGAAAGCUGGAAGGUUAGACACAUCAAUGAAGAUAUACAUGGAAAUGCAAAGUUUUGGGUUGAGGGCAUCAGCAACUAUGUACGUUUCCUUGAUUGAGUCAUUUGUAAAGGCUGGGAAGCUAGACACUGCUCUUAGGAUUUGGGAUGAGAUGAAGAAAGCAGGGUUUAGGCCUAACUUUGGGCUGUACACGAUGAUUGUUGAGUCCCAUGCAAAAUCAGGGAAACUUGAGAUUGCAAUGUCUGCUUUUACAGAAAUGGAGAAGGCUGGAUUUCUGCCCACUCCAUCCACCUAUUCUUGUCUCCUGGAAAUCCAUGCUGCCUCUGGACAAGUAGAUUCUGCAAUGAAGUUGUAUAACUCAAUGAACAAUGCUGGUUUGAGGCCGGGUCUAAGCACUUACACUGCGCUUUUGACACUCUUAGCAAAUAAGAAGCUUGUAGAUGUGGCAGCAAAAGUUUUAUUGGAAAUGAAAGCUGUGGGAUUUUCUGUUGACGUGACUGCCAGUGACGUUCUUAUGGUAUAUAUCAAAAACGGUUCAGUUGAGCUGGCUUUAAGGUGGUUACGUUUCAUGGGUUCGUCCGGGAUUAGGACUAAUAAUUUUAUAAUUAGACAGCUAUUUGAGUCAUCUAUGAAGAAUGGCUUGUAUGAAUCAGCCAAACCUCUUCUUGAAACUUAUGUUAAUUCUGCUGCUAAAGUUGAUCUCAUACUUUACACUUCAAUUUUAGCUCAUCUUGUUAGAUGCCAGGAGGAGCAAAAUGAGAGGCAUCUAAUGUCAAUUCUUAGUACCACAAAACAUAAGGCACAUUCUUUCGUGUGUGGACUAUUCACUGGGCCAGAACAGAGGAAACAACCAGUGUUAUCUUUUGUGAGGGAAUUUUUUCAGAGUAUUGAUUAUGAAUUGGAAGAGGGAGCUGCCAGGUACUUUGUCAAUGUUCUCCUUAACUACCUCAUUCUCAUGGGGCAGAUAAACCGUGCUCGCUGUGUGUGGAAGGUUGCUUAUGAGAAUAAGCUUUUCCCGAAGGCAAUAGUCUUUGAUCAGCAUAUUGCUUGGUCCCUUGAUGUCAGAAACUUGUCUGUGGGAGCUGCUCUUAUAGCAGUUGUGCAUACUCUCCACAGGUUUAGGAAGCGCAUGUUGUACUAUGGUGUUGUCCCAAGAAGGAUCAAAUUGGUGACUGGACCUACUCUGAAGAUUGUGGUUGCACAGAUGUUAAGUUCAGUAGAAUCACCAUUUGAGGUUAGUAAGGUUGUUCUGAGGGCUCCAGGAGACUCUGUUCUGGAGUGGUUCAAGAAACCAAUUGUUCAGCAGUUUCUUCUAAAUGAGAUUCCGUCAAGGGCUGACAUCCUCAUGCACAAAUUGAAUGUACUUUUUCCCAGUUCUGCACCGGAAAUUAGAUCUCUUUCCCCACCUAAGCCUCUUGUUGCAGGGAAGGCAAUAAAGUUCCUGAGGAGAUUGAUAGGGUUAUGGUUAGCCUAGAAGCUUAUUUAUUAUUUAAGCAUCAGAAGGCAUUCUUCAGAUGUUGGUUUCUGUGUUUUUGAGGAUGAUGAAACUGGGAAAGCUGCUGAUGGGAAGAUCGUGCUUUUGAAAAUUCAAAGAUCAGGUUUGUCGUUGCAGUUUUAAGUAAUUUCUUGAAAUGAGAUGUGGCUUCUGUCCUGCUAGCUGUUGGUUGAAUACUAUCCAACAAUGUACACAUUGAGCAAUUGUGCAGGCUAUGGAUGGGAGUCAAAGGUUUUUGUAAUGCUCUAGCUUAAGCCAACUCUAAAUGCCACUGAAAGGGUGUUUUAUGCCUUCUGCUUCUUUCAUAUUAUUCAGGAUUCCAAGGUGGAUUGCCUAAAUGGGUUACCAGGAAUUUAGAUUCUUUGCUUAAAUUUUUGAAUUAUAUUUUGCAUGUAUCCUUUUUAAUUCUGGUUUAAAGCUCAGGAUGUUAGUACUCAGUAGCAUGCUGGAGAUGCCCCUUGAGAUGCUUGUUCUGUCUGUUCUGCAGGGCAAAGAGAAUGUGGCUUCCACAUGUUUUCAACACCAUUGCAUUGAUGUGUGAUUCAUCUUUUCUGGGUUGUGAUACGUAAGUUCUGAGACCACACCUCUCAUUUGAAGCUCAGCUGGUAGCUGGAAAGUCAGAUGAUUUUGAUCCCAAUCAGUUGUCCUGAACAACCAAAUCUGCCUGCAACGCUUUCUGGAAUCACUUUCGGAGAUAAAAGCAUGAUGUAGAGUUGAAAUAUCCUCAAAAACGAUUACGAAGACUUAACAUAUUUCCUGCUAAUAAGUUUUAGGUAGUUUUGGUAGCGUAAGGAAUUAACAAUAAGCUUUUAGUGACCGUUUAAUGUUUAGCUGUUCCCUAUGGUGUUCAAGUUGUGUUUUUAAUCUCAUGCUCCUCGGGUUUGUAUUUCCUAUAGCCGUCGUCGUUUUUGACAUAGCCGUGCCCCGAUUCAAUGGAUAAACUUUAUUGAGUUGUAGACGUAGUUUUAUGAAACAGUGGCUGUCUAUGUAAAGGUAGUGUUGAGAUUAUUUGGAUGCUACAUUUAUGGAUUUGUUUAUGAGAUUACAAACUUGUUAAA